Messenger RNA from Tinamus guttatus (white-throated tinamou), 603 nucleotides. The record is from RefSeq and is a predicted model, not a curated record. Lineage: Eukaryota; Metazoa; Chordata; Aves; Tinamiformes; Tinamidae.
AUGGAAUGUGUCGAGUCGGCAAAAAUCCGAGCCAAAUACCCUGACCGUGUCCCGGUCAUAGUGGAGAAGGUCUCAGGAUCUCAGAUUGUUGAUAUUGACAAGAGGAAGUAUUUAGUUCCAUCUGACAUCACUGUGGCCCAGUUCAUGUGGAUCAUCAGGAAGAGGAUUCAACUGCCAUCUGAGAAAGCAAUAUUCCUCUUCGUAGACAAGACUGUCCCUCAAUCCAGCUUAACUAUGGGACAACUUUACGAGAAGGAGAAAGAUGAGGAUGGAUUCUUGUAUGUUGCCUACAGUGGAGAGAACACAUUUGGUUUUUGAAUCCUGGAUCUUGGCUACUACACCAUCCUGCUGUGUAUCUUGUAAAUAGCUAAUAAUUUUCUGUUUUGGCAUCCACAGAUGUUCCUUCUAUAUACAUGCAUUGGUAACUGGAUUUAUUUCCUAAUAUACCAAUAGAUCUUGUUUUACUAGACUGGUAAGUUAUCAAAAGUUGUUUUUUUUUUUUUGGUGCAUUUUUUUCUCAUAGCUGUGAAUCCCCAGAGUCUCACUCCUUUGGGGGAUAAAUUUAAUAACAUUAAAUAAUAAAGCAAAGUGGUUGGGCUACUA